Messenger RNA from Nymphalis io (European peacock), 937 nucleotides. RefSeq names its product ER membrane protein complex subunit 10 (gene EMC10). Gene Ontology annotation, cellular component: EMC complex. The transcript has 5 exons. The record is from RefSeq and is a predicted model, not a curated record. The coding region runs from base 173 to 847 and encodes 224 amino acids. Lineage: Eukaryota; Metazoa; Arthropoda; Insecta; Lepidoptera; Nymphalidae.
AUGUUAAAUGUUAUUAGUUUUAUUGCACUGUAAUUUGUAUUGGAUUAUUAAUUGAACGCUUUAUUUUUAGUACCUAUUUAAAAUCAUUCAAUACAUGUAACAAUAUUAGGAAAAAUAAAAUUGUAUUAUAAAUAUUAUCAUACCUUAAAUAGAGUUGAAAAAAUAAAAUACAAUGAAGAUACUUGCAACCAUUUUUUUCUCGAUAUAUAUGUUACAAAACGCGAUUUGUCUAGACUAUGAUGGAUGGUUAAAUAUUAAAAUGGAACACACAUUGAAUUGCAAAUUUGAAGAAUACUGCCCACGUGGUUCCAUUACUUUAAAUAGUAUAAGAACUGGUAUACCUGUAAUUGAUCAAAUUAACUUUAAUAAUGGACAUAUAAGUGAGCUAAAGGAGUUAGCUAAGAUUGAUGGAAUCUAUACUAUGCGAACAUUAGUUUCUACUGCCGAGAGUAAAGAUGUUGAGAUCAUCUCAUUUGUCAGAGCAAAAAGAUUUCUAGAAAGUGGAUUGUCAGAUAUAAUAAGAGCUUGGGUAUUACCAAAUGGUGAAGUUAUUGCACUAAGCCUUCAAGUAGCAAACACUUCACAACCUAAGAAUAUGGAGUAUAAAAGUUCAGAAUACAAGUUGAAUUCAACAUUUUAUAUUCGUCAUGUUGAUCCGGCUCCUUUACCUGAUACAGCCUCUUAUAUCCAGAAGUUAGAGCGUGAAAAAGAGGCAAGAGAAAAGGGUGAAUUUAAAGAUAAUAGAUCAUUCCUAGUCAAAUAUUGGAUGUAUAUUGUACCUAUUGCCAUUUUUGUCAUGAUAUCUGGGGCAGCAAAUCCAGAACCUGCAACCCAAGGUGCAAGGUAAAUUAUUAAGUAUGGAUAUUUAAUAUAAUUAUUUAUUAAACAUACAGGAAUGUAGCAUAAUUUUUAGUGAAAUAAAAACUUCUAAUAACAA